UAAACAUAUCCGGUGUUUUGAUGUGUGUUAUUUGCCACUUGAUUUAGCUGUCAACGGGAAUGUAAACGCGCGUGAUAAUCAUGGGACGGUUUGAACAUACGUUACAGCGAUGUGUUCAUUACAUUGCAAUAAAGGAAAUUAACACCGUCAUCACUGUUGUCAAUGUUAAAUUAAUAAGAUGAAAAAUGCUGCAGUUUUGGAAGAAAAAUGGUUUGUCAUAACAGGAUGAAGGAUGCCAGUCAUUCCAACGCAAAUUCUCCGUCGAGGACGACCGAUGCACCAAACCCAUCCAUAUACAAUGGAGAUGUAUCAAAUGAUGUUUUGCAUUCUGGGCCUUUGUCAUGUUAUAGCGAAAGUGAACUGACAAUUGGCGAUUUAGGCGAGUCGGACCAGAGAACAAAAGGCAAUAACUCCCAUUCACGCUUAUCUAAAACUCUAGCAGAAGUCUUGGCUGAUAAAGGUGCCCUGGGAUAUUUUAUUCAGUAUUUGGAAGCAAGAGGAUAUGUUGCACUCAUCAAAUUUUGGCUUGAUGCAGAAAGUUUUCGUGCAGCAUCAUCCGCCGAGAUUAGAUGUUCAACUGACACACCUGACGUGCAGGUGACACGGGAAAUGUUGGAGGCCGAGUGUACCAGCAGCAAAGAAUCGCCACACCACGAGGAACGUAAUGUUGUUUCACUACAAACAGCAUAUAGCAGCUUGUCUGUGGAUUGUGUUGAAAAUAGUGAGAGUGCGAACACUGCACCAAAGGGUAGCACUCACUCUUUGAUAGUUAGUAGUACUUUAUCAACUGCUUCACACACUACAUAUUAUGAUGCUCAUUCACAUAUGUUUGGUUGUGCAAGUGGAGCAUCGAACAAAAAUGUACCAUCAGAUUUAAAGGACUGUGGUGAGACCUGUUCAGAUGUCAGUGAUAUUUCGAAUAGUUCUGAAAAUAAAACAAAUUGUGUUACCCCAGACAUUGAUGCUGGCAGUAGGAUAAAUACUUACCAGCUACAGACUAUUGGUGAUGGCUACGAAAGCAAAAAAGAAUCAAGUAGUGGAACAGUGGCAAGAUGGGCAAGUGGAGCUGUCAGUCCAAUUCAUCAAGCAGCAUCACCAACACGUGCUGUAAAACUCAUUGAAGCAACUUUGCAUGAUGCAGUUAGAAUAUUUAGGAAGUAUUUUACUCACAAUGCCCGUUACCGUAUUCGAAUUCCAGAGGAAAUAAGGAAUAGAAUGAUUUCUGCAAUUUGUAGAGAAGGUGGAAUGGUAGGAAUUGAUUGUUUUAAUGAAUGCCAAGACCUCGUCUUUCACAUAAUGGAAAGAGACUUCUUCAAUGAUUUUUUGCGAAGCGAUUAUCAUUGCAAGCAUCAGAUAGAUGUUCUGACAAGUGGAAAUGUUUUACUUACUGAUAUUCUAUACAAUGAUAAUGCGCUGUUUUAUUUCACUGAGUUUAUGGAACAAGAAGGACAUCGGAGUUUGGUGGAAUUUUGGCUUGCAGCAGUGAACUUCCGUCAGCAUCUCUUGGAGAAGAAGGGUGUUUAUGAUCCUGUUGAGGCUCAGAAUGAUGCUAUUAUUUUGUAUGACAAGUAUUUUUCAUUACAAGCCACUUGUCCUUUGGGAUUUAGUGACAAAAUAAGGUUUGAAAUAGAGCAGAAUAUUUGCCGAGAGGAUGGCCCAUUACCUGACUGUUUUGAAAAACCUGUGAGAAUUGUUCUCCAUGUCCUUGAAAAGAAUUAUCUUCAACCAUUUCAGUCAUCACAGCUGUUCUUUAACUACCUCUCAGAACUUAUAAGCACUAUCCAGUCUGGUUCGUCACUUCUGUUGCGGAGUCGGAAAUGUGGUUCAGAGUGCAGUAGUGAGUUGAGUCUGUCAGCCCAAAACACUUUGCUUGCCACAGAGGAUAGUUCAUCAACUCCACGCAGAAUUGUCUGCAAACUGGAUGACAGACAAAUGAGCAUUGACUCUAGACAACUGUAUGAUCCAGAUUCUCUGUGGCGCAGAAAAAGACACAGGGACCUUUCUUUUGGGCGAAUCACAGUUUUGGGUCGAUAUGAAAGUGAUGUUGAACCAGAACCAGAUAGAAAAGAAGAAUCUCGCCUGACUCGUGUUGUUAAAAAACUAGUCAACAUGGAAGAAGAUAAGGCAAAAGAGGAACUUGCUUGGCAAAUUGCUGAAAUGAUUGUGAAAGAUGUAACUAAUCUCACAAUGGGUUCUGAAGAUGAGGAAUAGUGUUGACGAAUAAAAACAGGCUAAAACUGAAUGCGACUGUGGAAUUUUAUUACCUGGCAACUACUUACUAUUUUCAGUUCAAGAAUUAAAGAUGUUUAAUGUUAGCACUUAUAACACAUUAGUUACAUCAAAUAUUAAAGUAUGUAAAAAAACUGAUUUUGGAGCAAUAUGGAUUAUACAGGUACUAACGAUGUCGAGGCAAAUAUAUCUAUAUUUAUACUUUUACUACAAGUAAAUGAUCUGUGAUUUAUGUACAUUUUUGAAAAUUGUGAUAAUUAUGUAAGGUGUGGUUUUUUUUAUAUUGUGAGAGAUGGAUGAUGGUUAACUAAAUGUAAAAUCUAUUAUCUCCCAUUGUGAGCUGUGGAAGUAAGUACUGAAUUAACACUCAAAAUCUCAUGCUUGUCUCUCUGGAUGUGCAAUGUUGUUACUUUUGUAAAGACCUGUAUGCUUUAGUACAAAAUUCAUAAUAGGAUUUUAAGGUAGUUUUCUUUUUCUUGUCUGUGAAAUGUAAUACUCUGUGUCGCUGAUUCAGUUUGAUACUCUUUCCUACACUUCCAUUAAUGAAGACUGUUAAGUCAUCUUAUAGCUCCUGGUGUAAAUCUCUGUUUUUACAGUGUUUUGAAAACUGGAACACAAAUUAAAAAUGGAAAUAUCGGUGGGAAUAGUAGUCAGCCAUUACCAACAUGCAGUAAUCAAAAUCAUAUAAUAAACUACAAAUGCAGUAGUUGUUAGAGAUGUGUUGAGUCUUAGUUCUAGCGAAUUCUCAGGUAGAUGAUUUUUUUAUUUAGUUCUGUCACAUCUGAUAUUUCCAUUUUUGUUUCUGAAAGCAGAAAUGCUAACACAUUCUUCUCCUUUUAAUCCAUGUAAAUAGCAGUACUCUCAAAUGUGCUAACUGGGUUUUACUGUUGGCAGCAAUCAGCAAGGAGCUAUAAGUUCAGGCUUAAAUAUUGUUAUUAAUGUAAGAUUAAGAUUAAUUGGUACCAAAGCAAGUAUUGUUAUUAAAUUGUUCUAUAGUAUGUUAAUAACUGAAUUUGGGAACACAUGUCCGUAAAGUACUGUUCCUAUAAAAUAUUACCAUGACAAAAUAAAACAAAUUAAUAUUGGCAAUUAAAAAUCAAAGUGCAAAUGAUGUUAAAAUAUUUUGAUCAAAAUCUCUGUUUUUAUAACAGGAUAUCUUCAUGUAUUUGUUACAACAAUACAGCUGUCGUGUUUCUUGCA
Molecule: messenger RNA, 3429 nt
Organism: Schistocerca americana (American grasshopper)
Lineage: Eukaryota; Metazoa; Arthropoda; Insecta; Orthoptera; Acrididae
Gene: pkaap
Product: A-kinase anchor protein 10, mitochondrial
Exons: 11
Coding region: 208-2211 (667 amino acids)
Biological process (GO): intracellular protein localization
Cellular component (GO): plasma membrane
Molecular function (GO): protein kinase A binding
Source: RefSeq, a predicted model, not a curated record